Messenger RNA from Panicum virgatum (switchgrass), 3068 nucleotides. RefSeq names its product pentatricopeptide repeat-containing protein At2g37320-like. The record is from RefSeq and is a predicted model, not a curated record. Gene Ontology annotation, biological process: RNA modification. The transcript has 4 exons. Bases 640 to 2286 code for a protein of 548 amino acids. Gene Ontology annotation, molecular function: RNA binding; protein binding. NCBI's taxonomy places the organism in Eukaryota, Viridiplantae, Streptophyta, Magnoliopsida, Poales, Poaceae.
UACCACUCGGAUGCCCGCUCUCCUUCCAUUGCCCGCUCGGCCCACGUCUUCGCUCGACGGUUGCUCCUCCACGCCUCUCCGCCGCCGCCCCGUGCGUCCCUCCUGCGCCUCCCCGUAGCUCCACUCUCUCCGCCGGCCCGCGCGCCCCUCCUCCGCGCACCGGGGCCCCGCGCGCGGUCACCGACGACUCGCCGUCGCACUCAACCUCAGCCCUGCGAUCUCCCUCGCCCGUCCUACGAUCCCCCCGCCCUCGCCGUCGCAUCCUCCUCCGAUCCGUCGGGAGGCGAGGGAGACGGGCACACCUUCAACCUGAGCAAGGAGUUCCUGCAGCCGUCAACAAGCGCCAACAACGUCCACCCGUCCGCCGCCGCCCUCCACGGUGAGGGGUGCCCCUGUUCGCCGCCGCGAGGGGGUCUCCAUCCGCCAGCGCGAGGAAGCAGGUCCCCAGCGGCGCCCGCGGCUUGUAGAGGACGGGCACACCUCUAUCUCGACCAUGGAGGCCCUGCCGACAUCUACCUACACCGAAGGUCACCGCAUUUCACGCCGAGUUUUGCCAGCCGUACUAUAAACCGAACUUGUUCACGGCUGUGGAAUGUGCACGCCCAUGGGAUUUUUUCGUGAUCUGCCACCUUUGCUGCCAUGCCCAAUCAUCUCAUCUCCUAUUUCAUCAACCGGGCUGUUCAACCAGCGUUGGCGGCAAUUCAUCUAGUCGUUGCAAAAUUUGGUACAUCCUCAGCACUUGAGAGAUCAGGAAAGCAAGGGCGUGGCAACAUUCACAAUGCAUUGAAGGUCUUGGAUCUUAUACCAACCAAGCAACAUUAUGGUGAAGACGAAGUUCCAUCCCAUCACCGCCUUAUCAAUAAUUGUAUGUCUGACAUCCUGGGAGUUCGAUCAAAAUGGAAUGUUGUGCAUAAGAGAAAAGAAGACUUUGUUAACUCAAGCUCAAAUCAAUCACGGCCUAAAGGCAGUAAUGUUGUCUCAAGUAGUGUCUCAGUUUGCCCUUCCAUGACUAGACCCACAAAGGACAUGCUUAUGCAGAUAGUGGAGCUGCAUAGGAGAGGGGGCAUCAGUUCAGAUGCAUCUAUUUUGGCAUCUGCGCUGAGUGCCUGUUCUGAUAGGAAAACUCUUACUGGAGGUGCACAGCUUCAGGCUUUACUAGUGAAAGUAGGAUAUGACUCCUCUGUCCUUGUUGGCAGCUCACUGGUCAGCUUUUAUUCAAGAUGUGGCCAGUUGGAAAAUGCUCACCGGGUUUUCCAGGGCAUGGCAGCAAAAAAUACUGUGUCAUGGACAGCACUUAUUUCUGGUUAUGCCCAGGAUAAUCAGGUGGAGCCAUGUCUCCAUUUAUUUGCACUGAUGAGGCAGUCAGUGUGCAAGCCAAAUGACGUCACAUUUGUAACUAUAUUCAGAGUGUGCACUAACCAUGCAUUUCUUGGACUAGGUAAAAGUGUUCAAGGCCUACAAAUGAAAAUGGGUUUCGACUCUUAUGUGCAUGUGUCCAAUGCAUUGAUAUCAAUGUAUGCGAAGUGUGGGAGUAUUGUUGAAGCUCGAGCCAUAUUUGAGAGCAUUGCCUGCAAAGAUGUUGUCUCUUGGAACUCCAUGAUUUUUGGAUAUUCACAGCAUGGCCUUGCUGAGCAUUGCCUAGACUUGCUGAAAGAAAUGGAAGGGCACAUAAUGCUGGAUGCGAUAUCCUUCCUAGGUGUGCUUUCGUCAUGCCGGCAUGCAUGCCUUGUAACGGAAGGCCGACGCUGCUUCAGGGCAAUGAUUGAACAUGGAAUAAAACCAGAGCUGGAUCAUUACUCAUGUAUGGUUGAUCUCCUUGGCCGUGCAGGGCUGCUGGAUGAAGCUUGGGAUCUGAUCCAGACGAUGUCCAUGCCUCCAAAUGGUGUCAUAUGGGGCUCCCUGCUAGCUUCUUGUAGGCUGCACGGAAGCGUUUUGAUUGGCAUACAGGCUGCAGAGCACCGUCUCAAGCUUGAACCAGGUUGUGCUGCAACUCAUGUGCAGCUAGCGAAUUUGUAUGCAAGCAUUGGCUGCUGGAGUGAUGUGGCAAGAGUGAGGAAGGUGAUGAAGGAGAGAGGGCUGAAGACGAACAUUGGGUGCAGUUGGAUAGAAGUUGGCAAUAAAGUUUAUACUUUUACAGCAGAAAACAGAUCAAAGAGCCAGGUCAACGAUGUUCUGGCCAUACUUGAUUGCUUGCAGUCCCAUAUGGAUCACAAGUAUGAUACAUUGAUUGAUGGGCUGGAUUGGGAUGAUCCUGAGCAUAUCAUGCUAAGCUUGAACACUAUAUAAAUUCAAAAGAUCAUGGCUUUGCCAUGUUCAACUGCAUAUGAAGCGGAGGCACUCUAUAGGAAAUGUCAAGUGCCACUCACACAACUGUCUGGUCAAAGAUCCUUGUUGUAACAUAACAUUUUACUCUGUUCCAUCCUGUAACCAUGCAAAGCUGCAGUACCAAAUUUACACUCAACUUCACAUGCAGGAAAUCCAAACUUGUAACUUACCAGCUCAUGGUGGUACGGAGACUUCUGAAAAGGAUGUCAUGGUGAUCUGCAACCAGUGUUGAAGCCUUGACACAUAAAACUGAGGAAAUAUAAUGCUUUUGGACCUUCUCGAGACUCGUCAUGUUGCCAAAGAACUCGGACAGGGGGAAGUUAUGAUUACUGUCCUAGAAGGAUGGCUCUAUAGACGUUAUGAUUGCUGUCCUGUUAUGAUUCUGCACUUGAAAGGGUGGAAUGAUCAUUGCUGUGAGUUGGAAGUUUUGAAUAUGAAGAAUUAUGCAGGACUUCUGUUCAGAUUUCUAAUGACUGAGGAUUAAAUGUUCUGGCCCAAAUAGAAUAUUGUGAGGCUCACAAAAAUAGAAUAUUCUGGCUCAAGUUAAGUUGCAUGGUAUGACACCAUAUGUAUGGCAUGUACAAAUUCAGGUUUGUGAGGCAGAAUGCAGAAUCAAUAAAAUCCUUCUGUAUGCAUUAGAUCCCACACAUUUAUUCCCGAUAUGAUGUUGAUGCAUGGGAGCAAGACAACAGGCGCUGUCAUGACAUUUAUUUAUUGAUUGAUGCUUAUUUUGCAUUCUGCAA